GAAUGUGCUAUUAGCGUACACUGCUAUCAGGCCCUUGUGUUGAAAACUGCAGACAUCGGCCGCGCCGCUAGUAAACACUCUUUGAAAAUUAACACCUUGUCUUCCAAGAAAAGUAAAAGCCCGGUUGCGCAGGGUGCUCGAGUCGAUGAUAAGGGUCCGUUGAAAUUCGUUCAGCGAAUAUUUAGCAAGUCCAGAGGGAGCAAUCCCGUGGCGAUAAAGGAAAUUUCUAAGAGUUGUGGGCGACAGUCCCCGGUGGCGCGCCCGGAUAACAUGAAUCACACGCCUGCACCUGACAGGCAACAGCACGACCCUAAUGUAAACCAAGUUGAGGAGAUGGAAACGCAGGAAGUGGAGACUGUAGAAACAGACAAGAUUUGGGUUGAAGAAUUCAUGAAGGGUAAUGGCGGUGUUGUUAUGAAUGAUGUUAUGAAAAACCAGGAGACCUCAUCAUCUGAUAUGCCUUUGGCUUGCUUAGAUGCUGAAAUGGAAGAUGACGAAGCACGCUCAGAAGCAACCUUCCAGUUUACAGUACUUAACUUCAGAAGUCUCAAGGAUUCUGUACUUUCACCACCAUGUUAUGUCCGCAAUCUGCCCUGGAAGAUUAUGGUCAUGCCACGACAAGCUCCAUCGCCUGAUCGUCAGCAGCAGAAGUCUUUGGGUUUCUUUCUUCAGUGUAAUGGUGAGAGUGAGUCAUCAAGCUGGUCCUGCUAUGCAAUGGCUGAGCUUAGGCUCAUUUCUCACAAACCAGAGACUGAACCGUUUUAUAGAAAAAUUCAGCAUUUGUUUUAUAGUAAGGAAAACGAUUGGGGUUUCUCACACUUCAUGUCGUGGUCUGAUGUGCUAGACAGUGAAAAGGGAUACAUAAAGGAUGAUUCAAUCACCCUCGAAGUCCACGUCACAGCAGAGGCUCCGCACGGCGUCUCUUGGGACUCCAAGAAGCACACAGGCUAUGUUGGUUUGAAAAACCAAGGUGCAACAUGUUAUAUGAACUCAUUGUUACAAACGUUAUACUUUACAAAUCAAUUGAGAAAGGCAGUUUAUAAAAUGCCCACAGAAUCGGAUGACUCAACCAGGUCGGUCGCCUUAGCAUUGCAACGAGUGUUCUACGAAUUACAGUUCUCAGAUAAACCUGUAGGCACUAAGAAACUUACGAAGAGUUUUGGUUGGGAGACACUUGACUCCUUUAUGCAGCAUGAUGUUCAGGAAUUUUUACGGGUACUUCUGGAUAAGUUGGAAAGUAAGAUGAAAGGGACAUGUGUUGAAGGAACAGUACCAAGGUUGUUUGAGGGUAAAAUGACUUCAUAUAUCAAGUGCAAGAAUGUCAAUGUAUCCAGCACCAGGGUUGAAACCUUCUACGAUAUACAACUUAAUAUAAAGGGAAAGAAAAACAUUGACGAGUCGUUCAAAGACUAUAUAAACACGGAGACUCUUGACGGCGAAAACAAAUAUGAUGCAGGCGAACAUGGUUUGCAGGAGGCUGAAAAAGGAGUUAUAUUCGCAUCAUUCCCACCAGUACUGCAUUUGCAUCUCAUGCGCUUCCAAUAUGACCCUAUCACAGAUAGCUCAGUCAAAUUUAAUGAUAGAUUCGAGUUCUACGAGCACAUUAACCUAGACGCGUACCUGCAAGAGAAGCCUGAAACGCCGGCCGAUUACACGCUCCACGCCGUACUUGUACACUCUGGUGACAACCACGGCGGUCACUACGUUGUCUUCAUCAACCCCAAAGGCGAUGGCAAGUGGUGUAAAUUCGACGAUGACGUGGUGUCCCGGUGUACGAAGCAGGAGGCGAUCGAGUACAACUACGGCGGUCACGACGAUGACCUCUCCCUGACUGUGCGACACUGCACCAAUGCUUACAUGCUUGUUUAUAUCAGAGACUCCCAGCUGAAGACUGUAUUACAAGAAGUGACUCAAGCAGACAUACCAACGGAACUCAGCGAGCGGCUUGCUGAAGAGAAAAGAAUCGAAACUAUACGUCGCAAGGAGCGCAAUGAAGCGCAUCUGUACAUGAACGUCAACGUGGUUCUUGAAGAAGCGUUCGACGGCCACCAAGGGAACGAUCUGUACGAUCCAGAACGCGCGCACUACCGCGUGUUCCGCGUACGCAAGCAAGCUACUGCAACAGAACUUAUGGAGAUGUUGGCUGAAAACUUCCGGUAUCCACAAUCGCACUUGCGUCCUUGGCCAUUCAGUGCACGUUCUAAUCAGACAUGUCGUCCAACCUGUCUGGAUAUCACGAAUGAUCAAAGUAAGACAGUAGCAGACAUAUCAGAAAACAUGAACCCCUGGAACAUAUUCCUAGAGAUGUUACCUCCUGACUCCGGCUUUAAUUUAUUACCGCCUUUCGACAAGGAGAAUGACGUGGUUCUGUUCUUCAAGUUCUACGAUCCCAAACAGAAGCGGAUACACUACUGCGGGCACCACUACCUUCCUAUAGCCAGCAGGCCUGCGGAUCUCAUACCAAUACUCAACAAACGGGCUGGUUUCCCGCCUGGCACGCCCCUAGUUCUAUAUGAAGAGAUCAAGCCCGACUUCGUGGAGAAGAUUAACAACUACAAUGAACCUCUUGAAAAGGUAUUGGACGAGCUGAUGGACGGCGACAUCAUUGUGUUCGAGCGAGCUGACAACCGCCAUGAAGACAUGGAGCUGCCGACCUGCCAAGACUACUUCAAGUACAUCUUCUACAAGGUGGAGGUCCAAUUCGUGGAUAAGACAGUGCCGAACGAUCCCGGAUUCACAAUGGAGUUGUCAAUGCAAAUGCGAUAUGAUCAAAUGGCGAGAGCGGUGGGGCAGAGGUUAAAUGUAGAUCCAUUCUUAAUACAGUUCUUCAAAUGUCAAAACUAUAAAGAUACUCCAGGUUUGCCCCUCAGGUACUCGUAUGAUGGAAUACUUAAGGAUUUGCUAGUGUACUGUAAACCAAAGUGCCCUAAGAAAUUGUUCUAUCAGAUUUUAUCUAUUAAAGUUAACGAAUUAGACAACAAGAAGCAAUUUAAAUGUUUAUGGGUUGGUCCUAAUUAUAAGGAAGAUAAAGAAUUAAUUUUAUAUCCUAAUAAAGGUGGCAAAGUGGCAGAUAUAUUAGAGGAAGCAGCUAAAGUUGUGGAUAUGUCCCAAGAAGGUUCUGGAAGAUUACGAAUCGUGGAAGUGUCGUGUCACAAAGUAUUACCAGGCCCGGAGCCGGAGUUGACAUUGGAUCAGGUGACCAUAUCCCCGCCCCGACUGUACAGAAUAGAGGAGAUACCGCGGGAUGAGGUCAACCUAUCGGAGGACGAAAUCCUAGUGCCGUGUGCACACUUUCACAAGCAGGUGUACGCGACAUUUGGCAUUCCGUUCUACGCGCGUGUAAAACAUCACGAGCCCUUCCAGGCGCUCAAAGACCGCCUUCAACAGAAGCUCGACAUACCAGACAAGGAGUGGGAAAAGUACAAUUUUGCUAUUGUGACGAAUGGCAGACCUAAUUAUAUAAGCGAAGGAGCGACGAUCAACAUAUUGGACUUCAGGCCAAACAGUAGUGCGAAUCUGUCCCUUCCAGACGCAACGGGGCGGCCUUGGCUCGGCCUCGAGCAUAUUAACAAAACGCCGAAACGCUCGCGCGUCAACUACCUCGAGAAGGCAAUCAAGAUUUACAAUUGAAGACACCCCCUCGUAUCAUCACCACCCUCAUAGGCACGACUAGUAAAAUACAUUUUGCUGCAUUCAUUCGACUAAGUUAUUUAUUAAGUAUUUCGUCGUUUCACUGACCAAUUUAUAGAGCUGGCUAUCCACAGUAUUUGAGCAAACACUUUAGUGUCUAGUUGCUUCAAUUGAACACUUUAAUAAUUUACAAUCGAGUCGACUGAAAACAACUGGACACCCACGUGUCUACAUCAGCGCAGGUACUAAUUUGUUGCAUAAAAUUAUAAUACGCAAAGGUAGCUUGUAAUCGACACAAGACACAAAAGCGUAUCUGUUACCGUAGCGCUGUAAUUGUUCAAAUCGGCGAACACCAUCGUUGCGCAAACGCAUACACUGCGUUCGAGCACUCGUUUUCUUCGAGCAAAUAUACUCGUUUAAUAGCUCGUUUUGUUUGAGCAAAGGUUGAAUCCUAGAUUGUGCUCCCAGCAAGUAUUGGAAAAGAUUUAUACUUUUAGUUAGGCAGUUUAUGCGUUAUGCAAGGUGGGUAUCCAGUUUUUUAUAAUUGUAAUUAAUGUAUUUUUGUUUAUAUUCUUAACUUAUUUGAAGGGAAUUUAUCAGGAGAGGUUUCACAUUUAUUUACCAAGACUAUUUUAGUGUUGUAUGUUUCUAAAAUUGACGCGGAUAUUAAAUGAUCAUGAUUAAAAGCAAUAAAGACCUAGGCUUAGGUACAGGAAUUGAUAAGUGUUAACUUUUAAUGCGAAAAAUGAUUUGUUAAUUAUCUUAAAUAAUGUGGAAUGUAUAAAUGAUGAAACUAACAUUAA
Molecule: messenger RNA, 4433 nt
Organism: Pararge aegeria (speckled wood butterfly)
Lineage: Eukaryota; Metazoa; Arthropoda; Insecta; Lepidoptera; Nymphalidae
Gene: Usp7
Product: ubiquitin carboxyl-terminal hydrolase 7-like
Exons: 23
Coding region: 271-3630 (1119 amino acids)
Biological process (GO): regulation of protein stability; protein deubiquitination
Cellular component (GO): nucleus; cytosol
Molecular function (GO): cysteine-type deubiquitinase activity; protein binding; cysteine-type endopeptidase activity
Source: RefSeq, a predicted model, not a curated record